AUGUCGAAAGCUAUCGUCAAAACAACCUUCGAGGCGUCACGCACGCUCCGUCCCAUUUACACCGGCGGUAGCACGGCGCUGGAUGCCAGCGGCCGCAUCUUGCUGAGCUGCGUCGGCGAAGAUGCCUUGAUUGUUGAUUUGGAGACUGGCAACCAGUUGGCCAGCCUUGAAGGAGAUGGAGAAAUUGUCACUGGCUUGGCGAUUACACCGUCUGCCUCGCACGCCAUUGUCUGCUCGCGAUCGAUGUCUAUGCGCAUUUACUCCCUCACAGCUUUCGACGAAUCUUCGCAAACCAUUGAAGCAAAGCUUCUUCGCACUCUCAAGCCUCACACGGCACCCGUUGUAACCAUCUCCGUGGAUUCCACCGGUACACUGCUUGCCACUGGUGGUGCCGAUGGGUCGAUCAAAGUUUGGGAUAUCAGAGGUGGCUUCGUCACCCAUACCUUCCAUGGUCACGGUGGUGUCGUUUCGGCGCUGUGCUUCUUCGAAGUCCCCACUGCCGACGGACAGACCAAGGGUACCAAGAGCAAGCAAUCUAAGCGAAAGGCUUCAGGUGACGACGAUGAAGAUAUGGAUGAGGAGUCUACCCCAACCGGUUCUAUUGCAGGAUUCCGCUUAGCGUCUGGUAGUGAAGAUGGCAAGCUCCGCGUGUGGGAUCUUCACAAGAGAAAGUCUAUUGCAUCGCUCGAGUCACAUGUCUCUCUCGUUCGAAGUCUGUCCUUCUCUCCGUCAGAGAACGCACUGAUCUCCGCCAGCAGAGAUAAGACAGUGAUCGUCUGGGAUGCGCGCACCUGGAAGACCCGCCGGAUCAUUCCCGUUCUUGAGAGCGUGGAGGCCGCUGCCUUCAUCGCGGAUACUCCGCUGUGUGUGAUUGGUGGAGAAAAUGGUAAAUUGCGAGUUUGGGACUGCAACCGUGGAAGUGAGGUUACCGAAGAACAAGAAGCCGGUGAGGAGUUCGAGAGUGUCGUCGCCAUCCAAUACUCGGUCGGGCUAUCGUUCGUCCUCACUGUUCACGCAGACCAAACUUUGCGCAUCCACUCACUGGAGGCGCUGUCUGGAUAUAAGCCAGGGUCCAGCUUGGAGCCGCUAACGGUCACUCGUCGCAUUUCUGGCAAUGACGAUGAAAUCAUCGAUCUGGCCUAUGUUGGAGCUGAUCGAUCAAUGAUCGCUUUGGCCACCAACACUGAAAGUAUUCGCGUGGUCUCAUGUGCCCCGUCUGAAGAUCGACCCUCGACCCAAGGAGAGGAAUACUUCGGUGCCGAUGUCACGCAUCUUGAGGGCCACGACGAUAUUAUCAUCUGCAUGGAUGUUGACUGGUCAGGACACUGGCUUGCAACUGGUGCCAAGGACAACACAGCCCGCCUCUGGCGUAUUGACCCCAAAAAUUCCUCCUAUACCUGCUUUGCUACCUUCACCGGUCACGCCGAAUCACUGGGAGCAAUCGCCCUUCCUCGCGUGCCCCCAGCUGUUGGCAGCGCCGCCUAUAAUGACCCCGUGAACCACCCCCCUUCGUUCUUGAUUACAGGUUCUCAAGACCGCACAAUCAAGAGAUGGGACACAAGCAAGCUUGCUCCCCUACAGGGAGAAAAGCCACACUCGCCCAAGGCAAUCUAUACUCGCAAAGCCCACGAGAAGGACAUUAAUGCCAUUGAUGUCGAUUCUACAUCCGAACUAUUCGCUUCAGCAUCACAAGAUCGCACCGUGAAGAUUUGGGCCGCCGACGAAGGCACAGCAGUCGGUGUUUUGCGUGGCCACAAGCGAGGUGUUUGGUCUGUGCGGUUCGCUCCUCAGGGUACUCCGAUUGUUAACUCGGACUCGCGCACAAGCACAAGCCGUGGCCUGGCAGUCACAGGAUCUGGUGACAAGACCGUCAAGCUAUGGAGCUUGUCUGACUACACCUGUCUCCUCACUUUCGAGGGUCACACCAACAGUGUCCUCAAAGUUCUCUGGCUUCCCCCUCCUCAGGUCUCCAACAGAGACGAUGACGAGGAGGACGAGGUGGCGGCGGCGGCACGUAAGAACGAAGCGAUCCAGGCUCGUCCCCUCGUUGCCUCUGCAGCAGCAGACGGUCUUGUCAAGAUCUGGUCUCCCUACACAGGCGAGCUCGAAACAACGCUAGACAACCACAUUGACCGAGUCUGGGCUCUGGCUAGCCCAACACCCUCUGGUUCACGCUCAGACGUGAAACAGACCAACUCUACCUCCGUUCCCUACGCCAUCGCCUCCGGCUCCGCCGAUGCGACUGUGACUUUCUGGACUGAUACCACAUCAGCGACAUAUACCGCCGCUGUCAACGCCAACUCUGCUCGCGUUGAGCAAGACCAAGAACUGCAGAACUACAUCCGUGCCGGUGCCUACCGUGAAGCCAUCACUCUGGCGCUUCAGCUCAACCACCCUGGCAGACUGCUCUCGCUCUUCACGGCCGCCAUCAAUGCCGCAGACGACCCUACCUCAUCUGCCGAGGACCGUGAACGUGCCGCGGGCAGUCUGUCCGGUAACCCGGACAUUGACGAGGUUUUGCAGAACCUAGACCCUGCAAACCUGCGCACUCUCCUGCUCCGUCUCCGUGACUGGAACACCAACGCUCGCACGUCUCGCGUGUCGCAGCGCAUCCUCUAUGUUCUAUUCCGCUCCUACCCUGCUUCCACCUUCGUGGAGCUGGCAACCCAGUCAGUGCGUGGAAAGAACGGUCGCGCUGCCGCGGGCCUGAAGGACAUCCUGCAGGCGCUGGCUGCAUACACGGAGAGACACUACCGCCGUGUUGAAGAGCUGGUCGAUGACAGCUAUCUGGUGGAGUGGGUUCUCGGUGAAAUGGAUGGCGGCGUUGGACUUGGUGGACUUCGUGAUCUGACUGUGAGUGAUGUUGAAGAAGAGCACGAGAAAGAUGUUGUCAUGUUAGAAGCAUAA
Molecule: messenger RNA, 2907 nt
Organism: Penicillium olsonii
Lineage: Eukaryota; Fungi; Ascomycota; Eurotiomycetes; Eurotiales; Aspergillaceae
Source: the annotation of a GenBank genome assembly